CGGCGCCACUUUUUGAAGCGAAGGGAGGGUCAGAUCGGCAAAUUGGAAUCGCCAUCGCUGAGACUCCCGUAGCACAGUCGCAUUGGGAUCCCUUGCGUGGCUGCGUCGGGAUCGUCGCGUACAACCUGAAAGGGGUUCUGCCUCGACCCUCCCCCGAACCUCUUCCUCGUUCGUCUUCUGGAUUGCAACUCAAGACGUGUAUGUAUGGUUUUUUGAGGGGUCGCGCGUGUAUAAAAGUAUAUAUAUAUAUACAUACACAUAACGCACACCAGGUGAAGAAAAUGGCUGGAUCGAACGCUCACGAAAUUCAGUUCAUGAGAAUGGCACUAGAGGAGGCCAGGAAGGCAUUUGAUCGGCAGGAAGUACCUGUCGGGUGCGUUAUUGUUCACAAUGGCGAGGUGAUUGGUGCUGGUAGUAACCGAUCAAACGAAACUCGUAAUGCAACCCGACAUGCUGAGCUAGAGGCAAUUGAUGUUGUCCUCGAGAAGUUGGAAAAGGAUGGUUCAUCGGAAGAGGAGGCAUCAAAGAAGUUUCAGGAAUGCGAACUCUUUGUUACAUGCGAGCCAUGCAUAAUGUGUGCAGGAGCUUUGGCUAUUCUUGGCAUCGGGCAGGUGAUCUUUGGGUGUCAGAAUGACAGAUUUGGAGGGUGUGGAUCUGUUCUCUCUCUCCACACUGAUGGAGCGAAGGCCUGUGGCGGCCCCAACCCAAGUGCUCCUCAAGAAGACGAGAAGAUGAAGCCAUUCAAGUGCAAGGGUGGAGUGCUUGCAGAUGACGCAGUUGCGCUGCUGAGAGACUUUUACGAGAGAGGGAAUCCGAAUGCUCCAAGACCUCAUCGGGCUGUUACUGCCGCUUGAGUCGUUGCUCAUGGAAGCGCAACUGAAGGCCAAUCAAGGAUCUUUUUUUAUAAUAAUAACAUUGCUGGUUGAUGUAGAUUCGUUAUCGAUGUAGAUUUUUGGGCAUUGUCAUUUUAAUUAUUUGUGUCAAUCCUUCACAUUGUGAGGUUGCAGUUCGGGAUCACUCGUGGUGUUCUGCCAGAUCCUGGAGUCUGUUGUGACAAUAAAUAUGCAAUUUUUUUUUUUAUUAUCAUCAAGGUUGCGAGAGGUUGUGACCGGUUGGCUUUGCCAGCGUCAUUUGCCAGCGUCAUUUGCCAGCGUCAUCGCUUCUCCUGCACAUUGUGCACAUGCUC
Molecule: messenger RNA, 1186 nt
Organism: Chara braunii
Lineage: Eukaryota; Viridiplantae; Streptophyta; Charophyceae; Charales; Characeae
Source: the annotation of a GenBank genome assembly